Molecule: messenger RNA, 7927 nt
Organism: Manis pentadactyla (Chinese pangolin)
Lineage: Eukaryota; Metazoa; Chordata; Mammalia; Pholidota; Manidae
Gene: SBF1
Product: SET binding factor 1
Exons: 37
Coding region: 165-5327 (1720 amino acids)
Source: RefSeq, a predicted model, not a curated record
GCGGCCGGGCGGGCCGGCUGGCUGGGAAGAUGGCGCCGGGAGCCCUGGCCGUCGCGGUGGAGCGGGCCCAGGGAGGCCGGGCAGCGCUGGCCGGGGCCGGGGCCGGGCCAUGAGCGCGCCGCCCUCGCGUCCCGGAGCCGCGGAGCCCGCCCGCGCCCCUCGCCAUGGCGCGGCUCGCGGACUACUUCGUGCUGGUGGCGUUCGGGCCGCACCCGCGAGGGAGUGGGGAAGGCCAGGGCCAGAUCCUGCAGCGCUUCCCAGAGAAGGACUGGGAGGACAACCCGUUCCCCCAGGGCAUCGAGCUGUUUUGCCAGCCCAGUGGGUGGCAGCUGUGUCCUGAGAGGAACCCACCAACCUUCUUUGUUGCUGUUCUCACUGACAUCAACUCCGAGAGGCACUACUGCGCCUGCUUGACCUUCUGGGAGCCGGCAGACCCCACACAGGAAGCGGCCUGCGCCGAGGACGCUGCCGAGAGGGAGGAGGAAGUGGACGAGGGGGGUCCUCUGCGACUGUCCCCCUCGGUGCCUCAUCCGUCUGGCCGACUGUUUGCACCAAAGACACUGGUGCUGGUGUCUCGACUGGACCACGUGGAGGUGUUCAGGAACAGCCUGGGUCUCAUCUACACCAUCCAUGUGGAGGGCCUGAGCGUGGGCCUGGAGAACGUCAUUGGGAACCUGCUUACAUGCAUCAUCCCCCUGGCUGGGGGCUCGCAGAGAACCAUCUCGCUGGGGGCUGGUGACCGGCAGGUCAUUCAGACCCCGCUGGCUGACUCGCUGCCUGUCAGCCGCUGCAGUGUGGCCCUGCUCUUCCGACAGCUAGGCAUCACCAACGUGCUGUCUCUGUUCUGUGCCGCCCUCACGGAGCACAAGGUGCUCUUCCUGUCUCGCAGCUACCAGAGGCUCUCCGACGCUUGCCGAGGACUCUUGGCCCUGCUCUUCCCUCUCAGAUACAGCUUCACCUACGUGCCCAUCCUGCCGGCGCAGCUCCUGGAGGUCCUCAGCACUCCCACGCCCUUCAUCAUCGGCGUCAACGCUGCUUUCCAGGCAGAGACCCAGGAGCUGCUGGAUGUGAUUGUUGCUGAUCUUGAUGGAGGGACGGUGACCAUCCCUGAAUGUGUGCACAUUCCACCCCUGCCAGAGCCGCUGCAGAGUCAGACACACAGCGUUCUGAGCAUGGUCCUGGAUCCAGAGCUGGAGUUGGCAGAUCUUGCCUUCCCACCACCCACAAUGCCCACUUCCUCACUGAAUAUACAGGACAAGGAACUGCGCGCCGUCUUCCUGCGGCUCUUUGCUCAGCUCCUGCAGGGCUACCGCUGGUGUCUGCACAUGGUCCGUGUCCACCCUGAGCUCGUCAUCCGCUUCCACAAGGCAGCCUUCCUGGGCCAGCGCGGGCUGGUGGAGGACGACUUCCUGAUGAAGGUGCUGGAGGGCAUGGCCUUUGCAGGCUUUGUGUCGGAGCGUGGAGUCCCCUACCGCCCCACGGACCUGUUUGAUGAGCUGGUGGCCCACGAGGUAACACGGAUGCGGGCAGAAGAGAACCACCCCCAGCGAGUCCUGCGUCAUGUCAAGGAAUUGGCGGAACAGCUCUAUAAGAACGAGAACCCAUACCCUGCCGUGUCCAUGCAUAAGGUCCAGAGGCCAGGGGAGGCCAGUCACCUGCAGCAGGCAUCCCGGCCAUUUCCCCGGCUGGACGAGAGCAUGGUGCAGUGGAUCGUGGACCAGGCCACAGCCAAGAUGCAGGGCGCGCCCCCCACGGUGAAGGCCGAGAGGAGGACCAGCGUGCCCUCGGGGCCCCCCAUGACUGCUAUCCUGGAGCGGAGCAGUGGGCUCCAUGGCAACAGUGCACGCCGGCUGGAGGUGGUUCGAAACUGCAUCUCCUAUGUGUUCGAGGGGAAGAUGCUCGAAGCCAAGAAGCUGCUCCCAGCUGUGCUGAGGGCUCUGAAGGGGCGAGCGGCCCGCCGCUGCCUCGCCCAGGAGCUGCACCUGCAUGUGCAGCAGAAUCGGGCAGUCCUGGACCACCGGCAGUUCGACUUUGUCGUCCGCAUGAUGAACUGCUGCCUGCAGGACUGCACCUCCCUGGACGAGCACGGCAUUGCGGCUGCUCUGCUGCCCCUGGCCACAGCCUUCUGCCGGAAGCUGAGCCCGGGGGUGACGCAGUUUGCAUACAGCUGCGUGCAGGAGCACGUGGUGUGGAGCACACCGCAGUUCUGGGAGGCUAUGUUCUACGCAGACGUUCAGACCCACAUCCGGGCCCUCUACCUGGAGCCUGCCGAGGACCAAGACCCCUUGCAGGGAGGGGAGGCGCCUGCACAGGACGAGCGCUCUGCCCUGGACGUGGCAUCUGAGCAGCAGCGCCUGUGGCCAACCCUGAGCCGUGAGAAGCAGCAGGAGCUGGUGCAGAAGGAGGAGAGCACAGUGUUCAGCCAGGCCAUCCACUACGCCAGCCGCAUGAGCUACUUGCUGCUGCCCCUGGACAGCAGCAGAAGCCGGCUGCUGCGGGAGCGCGCGGGGCUGGGUGACCUGGAGAGCGCCAGCAACAGCCUGGUCACCAGCAGCAUGGCGGGCAGCGUGGCGGAGAGCUAUGACACAGAAAGUGGUUUUGAAGACUCGGAGACCAGUGAUGUGGCCGGUGCCGUGGUCCGCUUCAUCAACCGCUUCGUGGACAAGGUCUGCACAGAGAGUGGGGUCACCAGCGACCACCUCAAGGGGCUGCACGUCAUGGUGCCAGACAUCGUCCAGAUGCACGUUGAGACCCUGGAGGCCGUACACCGAGAGAGCAGAAGGCUGCCUCCCAUCCAGAAGCCCAAGCUGCUGCGGCCACGCCUUCUGCCUGGCGAGGAGUGUGUGCUGGAUGGCCUGCGUGUCUGCCUGCUGCCGGAUGGACGUGAGGGGGGCGCAGGCGGUAGCGGUGGGGGGCCCGCACUGCUGCCAGCUGAGGGCGCCAUCUUCCUCACCACCUACCGGGUCAUCUUCACGGGGAUGCCCACCGACCCGCUGGUGGGGGAACAGGUGGUGGUCCGCUCCUUCCCUGUGGCUGCACUCACCAAGGAGAAGCGAGUCAGCGUCCAGACCCCUGCAGACCAACUCCUACAGGACGGGCUGCAGCUACGCUCCUGCACAUUCCAGCUGCUGAAGAUGGCCUUCGACGAGGAGGUGGGGUCUGACAGCGCUGAGCUCUUCCGGAAGCAGCUGCAGAAGUUGCGCUACCCGCCAGACCUCAGGGGCACCUUCGCCUUCACCCUGGGCUCCACCCACACAGUUGGCCGGCCGCCCCGCACUGCCAAGGACAAGGGUCCCUCCCUUAGGACUCUGUCUCGGAACCUCGUGAAAAACGCCAAGAAGACCAUUGGGCGCCAGUAUGUCACUCGGAAGAAGUACAAUCCCCCGAGCUGGGAGCACCGGGGCCAGCUGCCCUCUGAGGACCAGGAAGAUGAGAUCUCAGUUUCGGAGGAGCUGGAGCCCAGCACGCUGACCCCUUCCUCGGCCCUGAAGCCCUCGGACCGCAUGACCAUGAGCGGCCUGGUGGAACGGGCAUGCUGCCGGGACUACCAGCGCCUGGGCCUGGGCACGCUGAGCAGCAGUCUGAGUCGCGCCAAGUCUGAGCCCUUCCGCGUCUCCCCGGUCAACCGCAUGUACGCCAUCUGCCGCAGCUACCCUGGGCUGCUGAUCGUCCCCCAGAGUGUCCAGGACAACGCCCUGCAGCGCGUCUCCCGUUGCUACCGCCAGAACCGCUUCCCCGUGGUCUGCUGGCGCAGUGGGCGCUCCAAGGCUGUGCUGCUGCGCUCAGGGGGCCUGCACGGCAAGGGUGUCGUCGGCCUCUUCAAGGCCCAAAACGCGCCUUCUCCAGGCCAGUCCCAGGCGGACUCCAGCAGCUUGGAGCAGGAGAAGUACCUGCAGGCUGUGGUCAGCGCCAUGCCCCGCUAUGCAGAUGCUGCAGGUCGGAACACCCUCAGCGGCUUCUCUUUGGCCCACAUGGGCAGCCAUGUGCCCAGCCCCCGAGCCAGGGUCACCACGCUGUCCAACCCCAUGGCGGCCUCGGCCUCCAGACGGACUGCGCCCCGAGGUAAAUGGGGCAGUGUCCGCGCCAGUGGACGCAGCAGUGGGCUCAGCACUGAUGUUGGCUCCCGGCUAGCAAGCAGAGACAUGCUGGGUGCCCCCCAGGCCAAUGGGACCCCCCCCGACCCAGGCUUUCUUCGGCCCCAGCGUGCAGCGCUCUACAUCAUUGGGGACAAAGCCCAGCUCAAGGGCGUGCGGCCAGACCCCCUGCAGCAGUGGGAGCUGGUGCCCAUAGAGGUGUUUGAGGCCCGGCAGGUGAAGGCCAGCUUCAAGAAGCUGCUGAAGGCGUGCGUCCCUGGCUGUCCCACGGCUGAGCCCGGCCCGGCCUCCUUCCUGCGCUCGCUGGAGGACUCAGAGUGGCUGGUCCAGAUCCACAAGCUGCUGCAGGUCUCGGUGCUGGUGGUGGAGCUCCUGGCCUCGGGCUCCUCUGUCCUGGUGAGCCUGGAGGACGGCUGGGACAUCACCACCCAGUACCGGCAGGUGGUGUCCCUUGUGCAGCUGCUCUCGGACCCCUUCUACCGCACCCUGGAGGGUUUCCGUCUGCUGGUGGAGAAGGAGUGGCUGUCCUUCGGCCACCGAUUCAGCCACCGUGGCGCCCACACCCUGGCUGGGCAGAGCAGUGGCUUCACGCCCGUCUUCCUACAGUUCCUGGACUGUGUGUACCAGGUCCACCUGCAGUUUCCCAUGGAGUUCGAGUUCAGCCAGUUCUACCUCAAGUUCCUUGGCUACCACCAUGCAUCCCGCCGCUUCCGGACCUUUCUGCUCGACUCGGAUUACGAGCGCAUAGAGCUGGGGCUAUUGUAUGAGGAGAAGGGAGAGCGCAGGGGCCCGCAGGCGUGCAGGUCUGUGUGGGAGUAUGUGGACCGGCUGUGUAAGAGGACACCCAUGUUCUACAACUACAUGUAUGCGCCCGAGGACGCUGAGGUCCUGCGGCCCUACAGCAACGUGUCCAACCUGAAGGUGUGGGACUUCUACACUGAGGAGACGCUGUCUGAGGGCCCCCCUUAUGACUGGGAGCUAGCCCAGGGGCCACCUGAGCCCCCAGAGGAGGAACGGCCUGAUGGGGGCGCUCCCCAGAGCAGGCGCCGGGUGGUGUGGCCGUGCUACGACAGCCGCCCCCGGGCCCAGCCCGAUGCCAUCUCACGCCUGCUGGAGGCUGUACCUGGCUGUCAGCCACACCGAGGUUUGUGGUGGUCCGGGUCCAGCCUGCCCCACCCACCUCACGUGAGCAGCGGCUCUCCUGGGUUCUGCCUCGUGUGCCCUUCAGAGUGAGAUGCACCUGUGGGCCCGGAAGCCUGGGGCUUCAUGUUUGGGUCCUCCCUCUCCCUUUGCCAUCCUUGGUGGGCAUGUCUGCUUGGCCUCAGGAGUCAGGACCCAGCAGGGUGGAGACUGGGAGAGGGAGGAGGGCCCCAGGGGUGGGGGGUGGGAGCCGGGGUGGCAUAGAGGGCUGCACUCCAGUGGCCAGAUGCCCCAGGUGGCCCAGCAGCCAGGGCUGUGGCCUCUGAUGCAGACCAUGGGAGAACAACACAAAGAGGUGAGACAGGUGCCUGGUAUUGUAGGCCCCCGUCCCUGCAUCCCCUGGCUGUGUGGCUUUGGGGGGAAUCUUAAGGGUCCUAGAGCUGCUGUUCCUUGUGGGGACAGUGGGGUGCUGGUUCCUGCUUCUCAGGGUGCUGCUGAGGUACAAACAAGUGAUGUACCUUGACCCACACUGGGCCUUGCCUGAAGGCCUGCCACCCAGGGGCUUGGGGGAGCACAGGGGCAUGGUUCUUUGGAUGAAGGUGACCCACAAGCACAGAGCAGACGGGAGUCCCUUUACCUGUGGCGACUUGUCGUCUUGGAGUCUAAUGUGAACUGGGCCUCUUGGCGUCUGUGCAGCAUUCUCUGUGCCUUCACUUCCGACUGGUCUGUCUGUACAUUUAAGGUGAGUCUCUACUCAGCAUCUCAGCAUGAGGUUUCGAGUCUUUUUAUCCAUUCUGGCAGUUUCUUUUAUAGGAGUUUUCAGUCAGCUUACACUUAUUGAUAUAGUUGGGUUGAGGUUUUGCUGUUAGUUUUUUGUCUUAUUUUUUCUCCUUUCUUCCUUUAUUCUAUUUUUUUCCCCUAGCAGUUGAGUUUCUUUUAGAAUUCCACAGUAUCUACUUUACCUGGCUUCUGAUCGGUACCUCUGUGCGGUCUUCAUGGAUGUGUGAGAUACACUCCCUGCAGGGACCCACACAGCACCCCGCCCUCUCUGUCCCUUAGGCCUCUGUCGACUCCAUGUUUGUCUUAAAUGGUCCAUUUUUUUUUUUAAUAGGAAAUGAAAAAGCCGCCUGUAUUUUCCAUGUCCAGUAUUCACCCCUUAAGGGCAGGUCUGCUAAGGGAUCAUUUCCCUUCAGCCAGAAGAACUCCUUGUGUAGUGCUCCUGGGAGAGGGAGGAGAGGGCCCCAGGGGUAGGGGGUGGGAGCCAGGGUGGCAUAGAGGGCUGCACUCCAGCGGCCAGAUGCCCCAGGUGGCCCAGCAGCCAGGGCUGUGGCCUCUGAUGCAGACCGUGGGAGAACAACACAAAGAGGUGAGACCCAUUCCUCAGCUUUUGCUGACCUGAAAACAUCUAAAACAUCUCCAUUAAGCCUUUAUAAAGGGUGUUCUUGUUGGACGUAGAAUUCUACGUAGAAUUGACAGCGAUUCAUACUCAGCAGUUUAAAGGUGUUGCUUCAUUGUUCCCUGGCUCGCACUGUUUCUGAUUAAAAGUUGAUGCUCAUUCUUAUCCUCGUAAACUGUAUGCAGUGUCGCCCUUUUCACCUCUGACCACCUUUAAGAUUUCCUCUACAUCUUUGGUUUCCUCAGUUUGACCAUAAUGUGGUUUUUCUUUGAGUUUAUUCUGCUCAGAGCUCUUUAGGUUUCUUAAAUCUGUGGGAUGAUAGUUUUCAUCAAAUUUAAUACAUUUUAGGCCUUUUUUUUUCCCCAUUCAGUAAACAUGCAGAUUUACUUUAAAUCAGUUUGGUACACGAUACAAAUCGUACCAAGUUUCUAAAUGCAGCAGUGUCCAUGCCACAAGUAUCUGUAAGGCAAAAUAAGGUGUUUUGAUAGAAUUACAUCUCCAUGAACAAAUCUGAGGAAAAAAUCUAAAAAGGUUGCUAUAUACCACCGGGUUUUUUUAAAGCUCAAAUUAUUAAUGGGUUUUAUAGUGAAGAUUGAACACCAAAUUGCUUAAAGAAGGGGAGAAAGGCUGUGAGUUCUGCUGUGGGAGCCCUUCUUGCCAAACCCGGUUUCACACUGUGACUUUGUGGUAAGAGAAUCCAGAUCAUUUCACAGAAAUGCUGUAUGUGUUGACGAUAAUGUGCAGCCAUGUAUUCAUACCUACCUAAGCUACAGUUAUGCCGUUGUAGCUAUUUUUGUCACUUUCAAAGGAGCAGAAAUUCUGUACAUUUUCAAAUGAUAGGCCAUUGUUUCUUUGACUCUUUGAAAGGUUUCUCUGCUGUCUCUCCCUCCUUCCUUCUGUGACUUUAUUGUCCUCAGGUCACUAAGGCCCUGUUUGUUUUCUUCUCGCCAUCUGUCCCCUGCAGUUCAUCUGGACGAUUCCCAUUACACUAUUGUCAAGUUCCCUGCUCUUCUCUUUCUUAUUUUAAUAUGCUCUAAGCCUAUCUGAUGAAGUUUUCAUUUUAAAUGAUGUUUUUUGGCUUUAGAAUUUCCAUUUCGUUCCUUUUUACAUGUAGUUUUCAUUCUCUGUAGAGAUUCCCAAUUUGCUCAACCAUUAUGUCCAUCUUUUUAUAAAAACUUUUGUUGAGUCUGUUUGCUAAUCUCAAUACCUAUUUCAGUUCUGAUUCUCUUUAACCUUACCCCUAAGUAUGGAUUUCAUUUUCCUGUUUUCUUGUCUAAUAAAUUUUUUCUAAGUAUAA